Messenger RNA from Psylliodes chrysocephalus, 2096 nucleotides. Lineage: Eukaryota; Metazoa; Arthropoda; Insecta; Coleoptera; Chrysomelidae. The record is from the annotation of a GenBank genome assembly.
CUUUAGUAGAGUUAGUUAGAUUAAAACCAUUCUAUAAACAUUGGCUACGUGUCCACGUAACGAUUUCUCACGAAAAAAACUGUUUCAAAGUCCCGCUAACAGUUACGCAACGAAAUAGGCCUGUUUCAAAUUAGCAGGAUAAUGUAAAAAAAUUUAUUACGGUCGUUCCGAGUUUCCACCUUGGCUCUACGUGUGUUUUUUGUAAACAAUGUCCUAGGUAUAUCGAUCUGUGUGACUUGUGUCAGUAACGUCAUGCAUUGCUCUAUUAUUGCUUGUGUUGUUUGUUGUGAUUAUUUUAUGUUGUUGUGAUAUGAUGUUGUUUUUGUGAUAUGGCGGAGAUAAAGCCGUUGUAUUCGACAUGUGUUGCUGUUCUGGGAUUUAUUUGCUUUGUCGUCGGUGCUACUGCAGUUGGGAUACCGAUGUGGGGUUACUUUAGUACGCCUCAGGGUGUAUAUGGAGACGGAGAAGGGUAUUUCGGACCCUGGAAAACCUGUAAAUAUUUAUUGUACAAUAGAGAAAGGUGUGGAGAAGGACAAACUAGAUUUAAACCGUCAAUUGCCGUUUGGGUUGCAGGCCUAAUAGCUUCAUUGGGGGUGUCAGUUUUGGGAGUCUUUUGUAUAUUAAGUAUCCUUCAGUUAGCCAUGUUAAAUUCAAGGGACCAAGUAGUCAUGAAAUAUAGUAUAGUUGUCAUUACCAAAGUAGGACUAGGAUUACUAUCAGCGUUAUUGGCGAUCGCAGCUGCAGGAAUAUUCGCUCUGCAAAUCGACGACAGAGAACACAAUGGUCUCGAAAUAACCCGAGGACCUGCCUUUUACAUUCAGGUGUUGUUAAUAAUUCUCAAUGCUGCAUUGUUUGUGAUGGCUUUAUAUGACAUGUUCUUCGCCAGACGGGAAGGGGGCGAUCCGACUACUGUAUCUGUACCUGUAGAAGCUACCACUUAUGGAAAUCCAGGGUUUAGGGAAACGAGGACAAACGGUGGCGGUGUAUCCAUGACAGACGCCAGUGGCAAACCUUAUGCCUCUAAUGGCAGUAUGGCUUCCAUGCAAACCACUUCCACAACGUUAGGAUCCACAAACGGAUCUACGAUAGGCUCGUCUAUCACGCGAUCGCCUUUAAGGUCGAGCCUUAAAAAACCAAAACCUAAAGAUGGAGGAUUAGGUAUCCAGAACCCUGGAUUCUCAGGAACGUCGCCGACGAUGACCAGGAAUGGUAGUCAAAAAAAAGUUAGGAUUCAGACGCAUAGUACUGAAGUUUAGAGAAAUUUUUAAUUCUUCUACCUACUGUUUUAAGUAUCACAUUUUGUUUUUUAAAAGGGGGAUUUUAAAAGUUGACUGAUAUUUCUCAUGAUAUCUAUGGGUAAAAAAUUAGAAAUAAACAUUUUUAUACCUUUCUAGAUAGUGCAGGUCACUAAUUAUUUAGGACUAAAAAAAUUAUUGGAUUAUUAUUUAUGUUUUUGGGAUAAUGACAGAUUUAAUGGAUCGAAUGUGAGUCUACAACAAAGUAUCGAUAUACACAAUAAUUUGCAUUACAUUCCUUUCAAUAAUUGCCUAAUUUUAAAAAAUAAAUCUGCAACAUUAAUAAUUAAAAAUUCAAUAAAGAACACUCUUCUUUAUUGAAUGUAUAGAAAGAUCUAUAUAUUAUAAAAAAAAACCUCAUACGUGUUCAUAUAAAUAGAAAUACAUAUACAGUUUAGAACAAAAAGUCAAUUAUCUAUAUAUAAAAUGUUUUAACAAAAAUUUUACUUUAAAGAAGAAAUAGUUUUAAGUUUUUGUUGAAACAUUUUGUAUAUCUAAUGUAUACAGAGUGGUCUGUUUUUAUUUGGAAUGUAUACGGUACCUUACGUUGGCGACACAAAGUAAAGUUAAAAGUUUCCGGGGAAGCAUCCCUGGACCCCUCUUUAAGUUAGGGGAGUAUUCCUGAAAGUUUUCGCUUGUCUAAAAGGUACCCUCGUAAAUAUCGGGUCUAGAUUAGCCCCUAAAAUUAGUUUUUGAUAUUGAAGAAAUUGGAAAAAAUGCUGCCCCAUAAUUACCUAAUAUUUGACAGUAAAGCUUGUAAGAAUACCAAAUAAAAAUAUGUCGUCUGCAGGGCUUUAGUGG